UAAAUCUCCUCCGGCCGGCAAGAGAGUUACUACCCCAGACUCUCUCCCCGGCUCACUGCGGGGAUUGUUCUCGAUUUGGUGACAGGAAGGAUGACCCUUUGAGUGACUGCAUUUCACGACUGUGUCACUUCAGCCGUGAUAAACCCAGUAGAGACGCUUCAAGAACUGCUCAGUCCUGGAGUGGAGGAAUUGUGUGAAGACGCAGACGCUUUACCCUGAGACGAGGGCAGAAGUUUUCGUUACAGGGAUCCUGUAGUUUGCUAAGCAGCAGUUUCUCCCGACAUGAGCCACCACAAAUCUCCUCAUCGGACAGAUUGAGCCCAUGCUUUGCGCCCUGCAACUGUAUUAAGAAGAAGGCGAACACAGAAAGCUUGGUCCCACAGAAUUAAGAGGAAGACUUAUGAGGCAUGGAAUCUUCCAUUGGGUUUGGAAGAAAGUAGAGUGAAUGCAGAGAUGCCAGACUGCCACUAAAACCCACGGACAAUUCUGCACUCACAUUUCUCUAUCGAACUUUAAGAUUUGUUAGUAAUAUGCUGCCUUUGCAAGAUGAAAAGAAACUAAUGCCAAGCAGGCAUAUUCUUCAAUAUCUGGAAUAGAUGUGCUUUCAAGAUCAUGGCUUCAAAGGUCUCCUGUUUGUAUGUUUUGACAGUUGUGUGCUGGGCCAGCGCUCUCUGGUACUUGAGUGUAACUCGUCCGACUUCCUCCUACACUGGCACCAAGCCAUUCAGCCACCUAACAGUUGCCAGGAAAAACUUCACGUUUGGCAAUAUAAGAACUCGACCUAUAAACCCACAUUCUUUUGAAUUUCUCAUAAAUGAACCCAACAAGUGUGAGAAAAAUGUUCCUUUUCUUGUUAUCCUCAUCAGCACCACCCACAAAGAAUUCGAUGCCCGCCAGGCAAUCCGAGAGACCUGGGGGGAUGAGAACAACUUCAAAGGGAUCAAGAUAGCCACCCUCUUCCUCCUGGGCAAGAAUGCUGAUCCUGUCCUCAAUCAGAUGGUGGAGCAAGAGAGCCAAAUCUUCCACGAUAUUAUCGUGGAGGACUUCAUUGACUCCUACCAUAACCUUACCCUCAAAACAUUAAUGGGGAUGAGAUGGGUGGCCACUUUUUGUUCAAAAGCCAAAUAUGUCAUGAAAACAGACAGUGACAUUUUUGUAAACAUGGACAACCUUAUUUAUAAACUACUAAAACCCUCCACCAAGCCAAGAAGAAGGUAUUUUACUGGCUAUGUCAUCAAUGGAGGGCCAAUCCGGGACGUCCGCAGUAAAUGGUAUAUGCCCAGGGAUUUGUACCCUGACAGUAACUACCCACCAUUCUGUUCAGGGACUGGCUAUAUCUUUUCAGCUGAUGUGGCUGAACUCAUUUACAAGACCUCACUCCACACAAGGCUGCUUCACCUUGAAGAUGUGUAUGUGGGACUGUGUCUUCGAAAACUGGGCAUACACCCUUUCCAGAACAGUGGCUUCAAUCACUGGAAAAUGGCCUACAGUUUGUGUAGGUAUCGCCGAGUUAUCACCGUGCAUCAGAUCUCUCCAGAAGAAAUGCACAGAAUCUGGAAUGACAUGUCAAGCAAGAAACAUCUCAGAUGUUAGAAUUUUUACUGAUGUAAAUAUGUUUGUUUUCUUUUUUAAGAAAUGGGGCCUAGGGUGUUGGUAUUUUACAAGCGUCACCAGUGGAUAUGAACUGGUGAAGGGGUUUUGUAAAAAGUUUUCUUCUUUCCCCUCCUAGUUCCUUUCUUGGAUUAUCAAUUUGCAAACAUUAGGCUCUGGUCAGAGAAACAAUACCUGAGUUAGAAGGGCCAGAUUUCAUUCUCAGGUCCUAAGGAAUUGCAUUUAUCCCAAAAAACAACUUCCUAACAACUGCUAGGAUUUCCAUACUGUGCAUCUGAGAUAAAAAUGUGGUUCUGGGAAACUGAAACUCACGGUAAUGUCUGCACAUCGUCUCUGCAAAAAUAAAUAAAUAAGUAAAUAACGCUUUUUCAAAAACAAUUCAGAAAUAAUGCACUGUCAGGAAGACACACUGGAUGUGAUUAUUAAUACUGCGUGUGCUGUUACAUUGAAUUUUUCCAUAUAUUGCCAUGUAAUGUGUACAGUAUUUGCAAUUCCACCAAGAAAUGAACUUAGUACUGGUAGGGAGGCUGCAGUUAAAUAAAUGGAAAUUUAAACUUGAGUAUCAAAUAUUCAGUAUGUUUGGAAGAAAACUCUGCUUGCUCAUCCAAGGAUUAAACCUGGUCAGUGGGUGGAAUGUAUAUAAAAUGCUACUUAACAAAAUAAAAGAGAAUGUUUUUUUUCUUUUUUGCUCUUUCAGAACAAACAGUACAUGGUGCCUCCAAGGAGACUUUGCCAAAUAUAAUCUCACCUGCUCCCUCCAUACAAUGCCGCUAAGUGCAUUUUACAUUUUCUGGCUCAGGCGAGCACAUGUGUAGAACUAAGUUGGUAGCAGGCCAGAAGAAGAAUAAAUCACACAGAGAAAAUACAAAUUUAAAUAUGCAUUAUAAUUACCAUAAGCUUAGCAAUAGUAUAAGAUGCCCCUCCCACACAUUUGCAAAGCACGUGAGAAACUCUUUUAAGGGGUACCAAUGUUAUCAAAUGGAUUUAGCCCUACAGCUGAUAGAUGCAAUUCUCUGUAACAUCCGAAACAUCUAAGUAUGUCUAGCAGCUAUGCUGUUAGGAGUGUUUUACAGGCCUUGUAAUUGAGGUUCAUGGGAAGGAAGGGUGGGGAAGCCUGGGUUCAGGUUCUGUUGAUGCCAACAUACUUAUUGGGUCGUGAACAGACAUCUUAACCUUGCUCUGUUUCAACAUACUCAUUUAUAAAAUGGCUGGAAAAAACACCUACCUCACAGGUGCUGUGAGAGAAUUGCAUUUGCUAAGUAUUUCAAGAUCCUUAGUUCGAAAGGUGCUACGUAAUGCAAUGUAUCAUGCAUUAUGCUAAAUGCUAAAAUAAUUACAUAAUUAACAACGAUGGUGAUCAGUAGUAGUAACAUCAUCUUAAUAUAAAAUCUGCCAAAAUAAAGAUCAAAUAUGAACUAUUAGUGCACCUGAUUCUCCUAAGACUGAUUUUUCCUUGGAUAUAAGUUAGAUGUUUGGGAAGCUUCCAUUUCUCUGUCAUUUCUUCCAGUUUCAAUGAAGAAGUUAUCACUUUAGUGCAAUGCCUUGAUAUCCCAGGAUGCUAGAAGUGAAGGCAGCUGCCUUCCUUUGGGGAGGAGCCUCUGUCUGGGGUUAUAGCACAGUAGUUGAAGCACAUGCUUUGCAAAUGUAUCACAUCAACUUAGAUCUCAAGAAACAUUUGAUCUGAAUUCUCAGUAGAACGUUAAGGACAGGUAGAGCUCGUCCACCGCGAUCAGAAGAAGACUAGGCACUCAGCAAACCCACACACUGCACCUCGUCUACCAUUCAAUUCAUUAGAAAACUUGUUUGUUUUCAUUCAAAGAAAGCCCCACAACUGAAAGAGUAGACCUUUUCUUUUUUAACCCGACCCUUGGAAGCUCCCCUAGAUGUUGAUAGCAAACAGGUAGACAAAAUGAAGAAGUGGAAGUCAUGGCCUAUUCUUGAAAACACUGGAUCUCUCAUCCCCAGCCCCAAGAACCCAAUAUGAGACAGGCCUUCUCGUCCCUUAAUAUAGCUUUGUCUUACACUCAGCAAGACUGCUGAAUUUGAUUAGAAAAUAGCAUUAGGUAGCCUGGGGAGCAGCACAAGGUGAGCCACUCUCCAAUCCCCAACCCUCAACUGCUCUGCAUUCUGAUCACUGGGAAAGUCUCAUGACUUUGUAUUUGGUUCGCCUUUCAUUCGUGCAGCCAAAUCCAGCCUCUGUUUCAUACCACCAUCUUGCAUCUACUUUAUGCUCAGCCAAGCCACCUUCAGUGUCAAGGAAUUGCACAGUAUAAACAUCAUACCUGUACAUUUACAAAUUGUUUUAUAUGUGUGUGUGUGUGUGUGUGUGUACAUUAUGAAUAGAGCCCUAAUCUUAAAAAGGAGCAAAAAUCAGAGAAUCGUAUAUCUUAAAGAACUAUUUCCUAACUUUUUUUAUGCUAGGUAGUGCCCAUGUGACAAACAUGUAAAUAUACACCAAAAACUAUAUGUAUAUAUUUUGAAGGCAUUUUUUUUUCUUCUCCUCAACUGUUCGUAUAGCUAGAAUCUGCUUGCUCUGUAAGAUUUUCAUCUGCAUGGAGCUUGGUGAGGCAAGGCCAUUCGUCCAGUGUUUCAAUAGACUAAAGCAUGUGUGACCUUUGUUUUUUGAACGUUCAAAAAAUGUUUAAGUCAAAUGAUAAGAAAAAGCUCUAAUUUUCUACUUUUGUUAACUUUAUGAUACUGGCAAAAUUAUGGUUUCAACUAUUUGUUGUCAUUUUUUUAAAAUGUAUUAUCAUUUCUCCGACAUAAAAUAAUGGUUCAGACAAUAUUGUACCAGGAGUCAUUCACACAAUUUUUACAAAACCUUCUGACGGUGCCUGCACCUCUUUUGUUCAUUGUGCAUUGAAUAACAAAAGGUAUCAACAAUCAGUCUCUAUAUUCUUAACAUUUCUUUUUUAAAUUUAUUUUUGGAAAAAAAAGUUUUAUCUUUGGUGGCUAGUUUGUGUGGCUUUGUGUCUUCUUAUAUUGGAGCAAAUGCCAGUUUCAAUAUAUAAUAUUGUAUUUUUAAGUAGCCAGAAUCAAAAAAUGAAGAUCAUUUCGAUUUGGAUUAAAUUCAGAAGAACAAAACCCCUUUGCGUGAUAUGGGGAAAACAAACUCUUUACAGAGAAGCCAAGGAAGGAGUUUUUCAAUCAAAUCUCUUCUAUCAAAAGACAAUGGAAUAUUUACAUAAAACACCUGGGACUCAUUUUCUACCUUUCCUAAUAUGUAGGUUUAGUGGGGGAAUUGAUUAUGUCAUUUCUUCUGUAAAGGUGUUGAUAGUUUUUAUAAGCAACAAGGUAACUUGUGAAUGAAAGAAGAAGUAAUUGACUAGAAACGCUUGUUGAUGAUUAUUGACCUUUAGGUAUAUCGUUAUAUAUGAAUGAUUGUAUUUAUGUAUUUAUUUGUCAAAAUUGUACAUAUUAUUUCGCCAAAUGUAAUUGUCUGUAAAAGUGCAUUCUCCAGGUUUGUAGUACGAUUUAGGGUUACAUGGGUUGCCAAUCAAGCUGCUAAUCAGAACACUAUUUUUUGUAUCAAUGUUAUAAAACUGAAAAAUGACAAAUAGCUGCUGAAGAUGUCAGUUUCUUCACCUUCCUCCUGAAAUGUAAACUGUUGAUUGAAAGCACUAUGCUAAUGUAUAAGCCCAUCUGUCAUGAGGAAGAUUAUGGUUCCAUAAAGCUGAUUUUUUAAACCAUUGGGACAAAUAAACAGAAGGAGAACACA
Messenger RNA from Equus quagga, 5329 nucleotides. RefSeq names its product beta-1,3-galactosyltransferase 1 (gene B3GALT1). Gene Ontology annotation, cellular component: membrane. The record is from RefSeq and is a predicted model, not a curated record. The coding region runs from base 613 to 1593 and encodes 326 amino acids. Gene Ontology annotation, molecular function: N-acetyl-beta-D-glucosaminide beta-(1,3)-galactosyltransferase activity. Lineage: Eukaryota; Metazoa; Chordata; Mammalia; Perissodactyla; Equidae. The transcript has 5 exons.